Molecule: messenger RNA, 1499 nt
Organism: Dendronephthya gigantea
Lineage: Eukaryota; Metazoa; Cnidaria; Anthozoa; Malacalcyonacea; Nephtheidae
Product: CDK5 and ABL1 enzyme substrate 1-like
Exons: 11
Coding region: 5-1399 (464 amino acids)
Biological process (GO): regulation of cell cycle
Source: RefSeq, a predicted model, not a curated record
CAAGAUGGCGGCAAAAGCAAUUGAUAUUCAGACAAAAAAAAGAAAAUCAAAACGUAUUCGAGCUGCAAACAAAUUCUUAGCAAAUAUUUCUCUUGAUGGGAAACUACCCUCGCAAAAAAGUCGAAGAGAAUUUGAGAAAAUCAGGGACAAUCAACCGUUGCGAUUAGACAAAGAAGAAAUUCAAUUAAUUUCAAAUCAAAGUUUUGUACAGAACCCAUCUUUGCAAGCAAGACCAAAACUUUUGGGUUCAUUUUCAACAGUAGACGCAACUGAAGAAAAUAAGAGAGUAGAUACUGUUGCUUCUGUGGCUUCUACUUCCACAUUUCAGACGAAUAUUGUACUGGAAAAUGCAUGUCUGUAUAACAGGGCUAUUUCUUUAAGAGAACCUAAACAGACUCACAGUGACAUCGUUUGUGAAAGAAAUCUAACAAGAUGUCAUGGGCAGUUGUGUGGGAAAAGAGUUAUUCUGUGUUCAGGUCAUCAUGUUCCAUUCGCUGUUUUCUCCACUUUGAAAUACACGCAACAAGACAAGUUUUCAGACUCGCUUGAUAAAACAACGUAUAAAUUACAAAGACUUUCUGAUGAACUUGAAAAUUGUUCUUAUGGAAUUAAAGGAAUUGAUAUUGGUUCAAAGGACAGGCCUGUAUCAUAUGGAUAUUUAUUGGUGCGUAGUGCACCUGAUUCUCAGUAUUCAAGAAGCAUCCUUUCCCCUCGGAGAAAUUUAGGGACAACAUCUUACCACACCCUUGAUGAAAGCAGAGUGUUCACUUCUAGUACACCUGGUUCAAGUACACCUGGUUCAAAGAUGUUUUCUCCAAGAGAAUAUUAUCACACAUCAAGCAACUAUAGUGAGUAUAAGGAAUAUGAUCCAUUUUUACUUGAUGACCCAGAGUUGAGAUCAGGAAGACAUCGAAAAGUCUUGAAACUGAGUUCAUUUAUGGUGUCCAUCAUUGAAUAUGUGAAACCUUCUCAAUUGAAGAAAGAUUUAAAUGAACAGUUUAAGGAGAAAUUUCCAAACCUUGAAAUCACAUUAUCAAAAUUGAGAAGUUUAAAACAAGACCUUGUAACAAUAUCCCAAGAGUGUUCUUUAGAUAACGCAACAGUGGCAUAUUCAACUGUUUAUUUUGAAAAGCUUGUAUUGUGGGGCAAAAUAAGUAAAAAUAAUCGGAAAUUAGUCAUUGGUUCCUGUUUAUUAUUGGCAGCAAAAUUCAGUAGUGAUUUGAAAAAAGAAGCUGUAAAACAGCUGAUCAAUCAUAUUUCUGACAGUUUUCGAGUCAGCACAAAAGACCUUCUCUUGUUUGAGAUCCAAGCUCUUAUAGCGAUGGAAUUUAACCUACAUCUUCCCACCCAUAAUGUUCUGCCCCAUUUGAAAAGAUUGGAAUUUGAAAAAUAUAAUUAGAUAUAAUUAGUAAAACAAAUAUGAGACACUGUAAUAAACGAGUCCAAUAUAAUUUAUUUUGUAAAUAUUAAAGUACUGCUUGUUACACUAAAAAGUAAAA